This is a messenger RNA of Triplophysa dalaica, 2113 nucleotides long. RefSeq names its product platelet-activating factor acetylhydrolase, isoform Ib, gamma subunit (gene pafah1b3). The transcript is spliced from 6 exons. Lineage: Eukaryota; Metazoa; Chordata; Actinopteri; Cypriniformes; Nemacheilidae. The record is from RefSeq and is a predicted model, not a curated record. The coding region runs from base 52 to 798 and encodes 248 amino acids.
UAAGUUUCAAUAAAUUUCCCAUAGGUCGACGAGCUCGGCGAUCUGACAGUAAUGCCUGCUUCCGGGGUUGGGCAGCUGAGCGCUGGCCAAUUGUUUGAACACACAACUCUGUUUUGGUUAUAUUUUUGGAGAAUAAUGAGUGGUGAAGAUUGUAACCCUGCAGCCACACCCACCCCCUGUAAGGACACACAGGGAGACGAUCGAUGGAUGUCAUUGCACAAUCGCUUUGUGUCAGACAGUAAGGGAAAAGAGCCUGAUGUUCUGUUUGUUGGCGAUUCCCUCGUCCAGCUUCUGCAUGAGUUUGAGGUUUGGAGAAAAUUGUUUUCUCCUCUUCAUGCCUUGAACUUUGGAAUUGGAGGAGAUGCUACACAGCAUGUACUAUGGAGACUCAGUAAUGGGGAACUGGACCAUAUCAGCCCAAAGGUGGUAGUAUUGUGGGUGGGCACUAAUAAUCAUGGUCACACCCCGGAACAGAUCUGUGGAGGCAUAAUGGCUAUCAUCAAUGUGAUUCAUAAGAAGCUGCCUAAUGCUCACACUCUUAUAUUGGGUGUGCUGCCGAGAGGUAAGAGUCCAAACCCGCUUCGUGAGCGUAACGCGAGGGUGAACACUCUAGUGCGGUCUGAGAUGGCAUCCCUCAUGUCUCAUUUCUCAUUUCUGGAUGUGGAUCCUGGAUUCGUUCAGUCAGACGGUUCCAUCUCACAUCAGGAUAUGUACGAUUAUCUGCAUCUCACACCUCACGGCUAUCAGAGGGUGUGUGAGCCGCUACACGAACGCAUCCGGUCUCUGUUAGAUAAAUAGGCCCGCAAACACGAAUACAACAAUAUUCAACACAGCCACCCUGUAUUGCACAUUACCUGUGUGCUAAACAGAGCCCAUGUUAAUACACCCUCAGGAAAUUCAUGACUGUUUAAAAGACACAGCGUCACAUGCUUGUCAUUACAUUCCUUGUUUUACUAAAAAUAAGUCAUUGUAUUUGUUGUGAAUUUGGAUUAAUUCUCUAUAUGCAAAAUGGUUAGGACAUUCUAAAGCUCUGCACAUACAUCAAAAGGACCGCCAUGACUCAGCCUGGUAUAUUCUGGUUUAAUGAUGAUAUAUUGUUAUGAUAUAAUCUUUAACCUCUGAUGCGUGAUGGAUAUUGAAGUGUACAUAAGGGCUACCUGCUGCUAUCAUGGUUAAGGUCAUGACAAAUUUCCUUUCAUGUUUGUGUAGGAAACUGAACUAAAGAAACAUUCUUUAUAGCUUUCAUGACAAUGAGAACUAUCUGUUUAUUUGCUGAAUCGAUCAAUAUCAGUUCUCAUAUACAGCUGUUCCUGGGGCGGUAUCCUUUCAAAAAGUAAACGUUACACCUCAAGAGCGCAAAUGCGUGUAUGUACCUAAACUGUACAUGUCUGUACCUUUUUAAAGGCCCUGUUCCAGUGACAGCAUUUGUACCUAUUUUCUGAGAGUGUACUUUACUGUAAGAACUUUUCUGAGAUGUUUUGCUUCUUUCACCGAUGAUUUGUUGUAAAGUAUUGAUUUAGCCAUUGUCAGUAAUUUUGUAUACGUUGUUAUUUUGGGAGCAAAGUGGGUCUCCAUGUCUUUGUUUUUAUGUUUUGGUUCAGUGUUUUAUUUUAGUUUAUGGUCAGCAGUUCUUUUUUAGGUAGAGACAGCAGGUGACUUUUAUGUACCUUUGCCUCUGGGGUAUUUGAAAGAGUUACACGAUGUGAAUGAAAUUGAAAUAAUCUUGAAACUAAAGUCAAGAGUGAAUGCUCUUUCAGUUACAGUACAUCUACCCUCAAUUUCUAAUAAACACUAAAUUCAAAUGAUAGGGAAACUAUCCAGAUUUAAUUUCCAGGGGUGUUAAAACUGCAUGUUUUUAAGUGAUGGCGAGCACAUUGUCAUUCUCUUACAUAUGGUUUAUCUGCUGCUCUGUCCCGGUGUUUGAAAUCAUACUUGCCUUGUCUUUAAGCAUGUUUGUGAACAUUGUUCUCUUCCAGUAAUUAAGUGAUGGUCUUGCAACUGCAUCCCUUCUAUUUGAUGUAGUAUGAAAGUCUAGUACUGUGAUAAACCUUGCUACAUUCUAAAAUAUCUCAUAUCUCAAUGGAAUAAAAGCUGAGAAACUGGUUAAACCGUA